Messenger RNA from Paramormyrops kingsleyae, 4664 nucleotides. NCBI's taxonomy places the organism in Eukaryota, Metazoa, Chordata, Actinopteri, Osteoglossiformes, Mormyridae. The record is from RefSeq and is a predicted model, not a curated record.
GAGCCACAGCGGCCUGCCAGAGAGCCGCCAUUUUUGCAAAGGGAAAAGAGACGGGGGUGAGGGAAUCUAGUUUCCAACACUCAUCACGGAUAGGACGGAGGGGAAUUAAACGGUUCUGAUGUUCUCAUAAAAAACACAGAGUAGCCACAUCAGGGUGACGUGCAGAAGGUAGUGUGGCCGUCGGGGGGUGUUUUCUUUUCCGCGGAGUAGGACUUAGGCUGAGUGUCUUCCCUCCUUGUACCCUCGCAGUGGAAACAGUAGUAUUGUUUUGAUUGUGUUCAAGCGGCGGGGGUCUUAGCCGGUUCCCUUGGUCCUGUAUCCGCAGCAUCUACCCUGGACAUACCGACUUGCUGGAUGCACCUCGACGUCUGCAAUGAGCGCCGUGGCUGUGAUGUUCCUCCGUGUUGGAUCCCCUGGACUCAGUAGGACAAGGAUUUGCCAGCGGAGGGCGUCAUGAGCGUCGUCAUCUCUGGAGGGUUGGAGACGACGGACGCCUCGUACCCGGACAUGGCCGCUGGCUCGGACAGGCCUGAACCUGUGGAGGCCGCACCCGUGGUGAUGAAGGCCAGCUACCCGCAGGCCUACAGCGGCACGCAGCACUCCUACAGCUACACCGGCCUGCCGUACGCGGAUCACAACUAUGGUGCACGGCCGCCACCCACCCCGCCCGCCUCUCCGCCUCCUGGGGACCCUCUAUUCGCACCAGCCCCCCAGGACGAGGCGUCCCGUGGCACCACACUCAGCACCUCCGAGGACGGCAGCUACGGUGCCGACAUCACACGCUGCAUCUGCGGCUUCACGCACGACGACGGUUACAUGAUCUGUUGCGACCGCUGCAGCGUGUGGCAGCACAUUGACUGCAUGGGCAUUGACCGCCAGCACAUUCCCGAUACCUACCUGUGUGAGCGCUGUCAGCCCCGGACCUUGGACCGCGAACGGGCCAUCCUGCUGCAGACCAGGAAGAGGGAGAACCUUUCCGAUGGGGACACCAGCGCCACGGAGAGCGGUGAUGAGGUACCGCUGGAGCUGUACACGGCCUUCCAGCACACGGCCACCAGCCUCAUGCUGACGACGGCCCGCGUGCCCUGCAAGUCGGCCGACAAGCGCCGCAAGAGGAGCCGGGACAAGGAGCCCCCCGCCGUCACCGCUCGCGCUAAAAAGGCCUUCCGUGAAGGUUCCAGGAGAUCCUCUAGGGGCAAGGCCUCCCCACCGGACCUGGACCCCACGGACUCCCCAUCGCUGUGGGAGAGCAAAAUGAAGAUGUGGAUGGAGCGCUAUGAGGAGGCCAGCAGCAACCAGUACAGCGAGGAGAUGCAGAUCCUGCUGCGGUUGAAGGGGGCUGCGGGGGUGGAGGCCCUGACAUACAGUGGCCACGGGGCAGCCUUCAAACCCCCUGUGGAGAGUCACCUCCAGAAGAACAGGAAGAUCCUGAAGGCGGCGCGUGACCUGGCCCCAGACACGCUCAUCAUCGAGUACCGUGGCAAAUUCAUGCUCCGGCACCAGUUUGAGGCUAACGGCUACUUCUGCAAGAGGCCCUACCCCUUUGUGCUCUUCUAUUCCAACUUCCAUGGCCUGGAAGUCUGCGUGGAUGCCCGUAACUUUGGGAAUGAGGCCCGCUUCGUCCGGCGUUCCUGCACACCUAAUGCAGAGGUGCGUCACGUGACUGAGGGCGGCACGUUGCGUCUGUACCUGUUCUCUGCGAGGCACAUCACCCGGGGCAGCGAGAUCACCAUCGGCUUCGACUAUGACUACGGCAGCUGUAAAUACAAGGUGGACUGUGCCUGCCUCAGGGGACACCCGGAGUGCCCGGUCCUGCGGCGACCCGCUGAGCCCACGGAGAACCUGGGCGAGUCACGGCGCCGCCGUGGCCGCCGGGACAGGGAGGCGAUCGGGGAGAGGGACAGUGAGGGGACCCAGAACCAGAACAUCGCUGUGGACGGCGAUGGUAUCAAGGGCAAAGCUACCAGCGAGAACAAGCAGCGGAAGAUGUCCCCGCUUCGCCUCUCCAUUUCUAACAACCAGGAGCCUGAGUUUAUUGAGGAUAUAGAAGAGAGAACCUGCGUUAGUGGUGAAGUAGAGAUGGAGUCAGGGGAGCCGGUUGCCGAGGGGAGGAAGAAGAUGACGCGUGAGGAGAGGAAGAUGGAAGCCAUCCUGCAAGCCUUUGCGCGGAUGGAGAAGCGGGAGAAGCGGCGGGAGCAGGCACUGGAGCGCAUUGGCACCAAGGCCGAGGUGGGGGGGCGCGGGGAGGUCAAGGAAGAGCCCCCCGCUGCCCCCGAGGUGGAAGCCCCGGUUGCAGCUCAGCCCCCAGUGGAUGAGGUGAAAGAGGAGCCAGGCAUGAAGCCGCUAGCGAAGGUGAGCCGCUCCAAGCAGCGCAAGAGCCUGUCGCGGAGCCGCACCCACAUCGGGCAGCAGCGGCGCCGCACACGCACCGCCAGCACCUGCUCCGACCUGCCGCCCGCCUCACCUGGCGAGUGCCCGGAGGCCCCGCCCCCCGAGGCUGGCGAGGAGCCCGUGCCCCCCAUCCCUGAGCCUAAGCCGCCGCCAGCCCAGCCUCCGGACACCACCCCCCCACACAGCAGCUCGCCAGCGCCCCCUAGCCGUGCCACUAACAAGUACCCCAAGACUAAAAAGCACUUAAUGAGCGAGUGGAUGGUGGAGAAGCAGGAGUCCCCGGUCUGCACGCCGGAGCCCCCCCCGGAGCGGCCGCUGCGCAUCAGCAGCGACCCUGAGGUUCUGGCCACGCAGCUGAACUCGCUACCGGGCCUGGCCUGCAGCCCCCAGGUGUACAGCACGCCCAAGCACUACAUCCGCUUCUCCUCGCCCUUCCUGUCCGGCCGGAGCCCCACCAUACCUGGGGUGCCGUCUACCCGUCGGCGCUCCCGUGACCUGCCCGAGACCCCGCCCACGUCAGGCUCCUGUAAGAAGCGCUGGCUCCGCCAAGCCCUGGAGGAGGAAGGUUCCCCUGGACCUGCGGGCCGUCCGGUCUCGGUGCUGCCCAGUGAGAUGCCGCUCAGCCCGCUUAAUGGUGACUCUGAUGCCGCUGUCCUGCUCGGAGGUGGCUCUCCUUCACCAGAACUGCUCACUCCCCUGAAGAAGCGCCGCGUCUCCCCGCUGGGCUCCUGCCUGUCGGAGGGCUCCACGCCGUAUGACUCCCCUUGUGCCACACCUACCCGUGUGGAGCUCCCAGAGGCGCUGGGUGCCCCACUGCCCCUCCCCCUCGCCACCCCACCCCGCUCCCAGCCGGAGGACCCAGCCACGGACUCCCCUGGCAGACAUACGGGGCCAGCGCUGCCUCCCGCUGUGCCACAGGAAGUGAAGGUCGAGCCUCCCCCUUCGCUGCUUUCGUCCCCCUCCGCACAGACAUCCAACGUGGAUGCGCCAUCUCUGGAGGUCAAGUCGGCAGGGGUAUGGAGCCCACGGCACCUCCUCCCCCCCAGAGUCAGGCUCCCCUCCAGCAGCAACAGCAGCCCAGUGCCAGCACCCUUCUGUCCCUCCAGCAGGCCCCCCCUCCCCCUCCGCCUCCUCCCCCCACCUCAUCCGCUAACCCCCCCCUGCACUUUCAGGGCUCAGGAGGUUACCAGACCUCCCUUCUGCACCCUGCAGCCUCCGUCCCUUCUUCGUAUCCAUCCCACCAGCAAGGUGCCGUCCCUCCCCCUCCACCCCCCCCAGCUCAGCCGGGCCCCGUGCCAGCCCUGCCCGUCGCCUCUCGUGGGGCCGCCUCCUUCCUCGGCUCGGGGUACCUGGGCUCUGGGUGGCACUGAGGCCGGUGUGUGACCGAACAGGGUACUUCUCCGAGCAGAUAUCUACGGGAGCCAGUCCAACAUAAAGACCUGAAAGAGAACUAGCCCUUGGUGCUCAUCACCGUCCUUUGGCGUCUUCGGAUAUUUAACAGUUCGUAAUAACGUUUUAUUUCUCUCUUUCUCUCCAACCCCUCCCCAUACCCUUCUUUGCCCUCCCUCCGUUUGUUUGACAUUCCAGCUGUUAUGUCUGUUCUGUCGUUUUCUCUUUGGGGUGUUCGUUUGCUCGCCCCUCCUGUUCUUCUUCGUUUGUUCGGUUAGCUCGUUUUGCUCGUUUUGCUCGUUUUAACAGAGGAAAAAGCUUUUUGUAAAAAGAAAAUACAGAAAUUAUUAUUUUUAUUAUUUUUGUGUGGAAUAAUAUGGACCUGUAUUCUUGCGAAAGAGAUUCAGAGCCUCUGAAGUGUCUUGUGUUUGCGUGCGUGCGUGCGUGUGUGCGUGCGUGCGUGUAUGUGUGUGUGAGAGACGGCAGGCACGUAGGAGGAUGAUGGUAUGUCCUUGCGGAGGCUCAUGGGAAGGAUGCUAGGGGGUAGGAUGGUAGGAGUUCUAUUCUUAGAUUACAUGGGUAUUUGUAGAAACUGUAACUUAAUGUAUAAAUGGUGAAUCCCCCUUUCACACUGUAAAUAGUUUCCUUCCUCCUGUGCUUGUACAAUUUUCUCAUCCCAUUUUUGAAAAUUGUAAAUAUGAACUUAUGAAAACCUGAAUGUUUCUGUGAUUGGCACUUUUAUUUCUUUUACUGAAUUAUUAUUAUUUGUUGUUAUUUUUAUUUUUUUAUUAACCAUUUGUGCGAUUGAAAGAGACCAGCGGACCAGCACUGGCUGGCCCUUUUCAUAGUCCAUAAUAACAAACUGCAUUAAUACCAGUUUCUAA